CUCGUGACUGCGGCAGCGCAGGUCGGGUCCUGGAAUCGACGGGAUAUUUCUUUGGGUCACCCAUCUGAAAGUCUUCUUAUUAUUUUUUGAUCCAGGGGUGUUAUUUUUGUAAGACAGAGCAAAACAGAAAGCGAGAGGUUCAGAAAUAGCAGUGGAACAGCCGUCUUUUUAAGGUAAAGUUGAAACGACGGGUCUGGUUUAAAACACUGGGGACCUGCUUGGGCUCAGGGCGGUGUACUAUUAUUAUCGGAUUCUGUGUGUCCUUCUCUGGGGCUUUAUGAGCUCUUUCCUCUGGAUACGAUGUCAUUGUUGAGGCAUUGUUAGACAAUAAAAUACCUCCUCUCUGUAAUAAAACUAAAAAAACACAGAUAGUGAUACUAGAGAGAUAAUAUGGCUAAAAAUUCGCUGGACCAGUCCAGGGAAGACUUGAGUAAGAUAUCGGACGAGGAACUGAUGAAAUGGAGCAAAGAGGAUUUGCUAAAACGACUGAGAAAGACGGAUAACGAGAAAAUGAACUUGAUGGUGGAGCACGGCAACCUGAUGAAGGAUGUGAACAGGAGGCUACAGGUUCACCUCCACGAAAUCAGAGGCCUGAAGGACAUCAACCAGAAGCUCCAGGAUGACAACCACGAACUGAGGGAGCUGUGCUGCUUCCUGGACGACGACAGGCAAAAGGGCAAGAAGUUGUCCCGGGAGUGGCAGCGGUUCGGCAGGCACACGGCGAGCGUGAUGUGGAAGGAGGUCAGCACGUACCAGCAGAAACUGAAGGAGCUGGAGGCUAACCAAGAGUCGGUGAUGCGGGAGAACGUGGAGCUGAAGGAGAUCAUCCUGAUGCUGGACGAGGAGCGGAACGGGGCCGGGUCCCGGAGCUCCAUAGACAGCCAGUCUAGCCUGUCCAACCUGAACGGCGGCUCCAGCACUAUGAGAGACGUCGGCGACGGCAGCAGCACGUCCAGCGCGGGAAGCGCCGGCAGCCCCGAUCACCACCACAACCACAUCCCCCCGCACAAGCCCGCCGAGGCCAAGGCGGCGGCCGUCCGGAGGUCCAUGGACGACCUGACUGCCCCGCACCACCACAGGAGCACCCCGAACGGGCUGAACGAUUCAUCUUCAAACUACAUCCGACAACUAGAGACAAAAGUCAGAAUUUUAGAAGAUGACAACAAACUUCUAUCACAGCCCCGUAACCGCAAUAGUUUACCAAAGGUACUGACACAGCAGAGCAGCACUGGAGACCUGAAGACCCUUCGGAAAGGCUUCUCCCUGUACCACUCGGAGUCCCAGCUCUCCUCCCUGCCCCAGUAUCAGGAGCCGCUGCAGAACGGCUCAGCCCGACUAUGCUCUGGAGACCCGGCCUUGUCCACCACAGGCUACCUCCCUUCUGCCCAGAAGCCAGAGGCUGUGGUACAUGCCAUGAAGGUCCUUGAAGUUCAUGAAAACCUUGAUAAACAACUUCCCGAGGAUUAUGAGGAAGACCUGAGUGAGAAGGAGAAGGCUAUUGUUCGCGAGAUGUGUAAUGUGGUUUGGCGCAAGCUGGGAGAUGCAGCCGGCUCCAAGCCAUCAAUCAGGCAGCACCUCUCGGGCAACCAGUUCAAAGGCCCUUUGUAGCUGAAUUUCUCUGGAGAGCGCAGAGCGAGGAACAGCGGCUCUGGAACAGGGAACCUCUAACGAUGGGCAUUCAUGUCAUCCGCAGUCAUUGUCUCCUUCCUGCUCUACCAUGACCUCUGCUGACUGCAGCGGAGGACAGGACUACAUGUUCAACGUGCAGCUGGACAACUUUACCAUCCACCUGUAACAAGCUUGGAUGAACAGUCUGUGUUGUAUCUGAUUAGCCAAUGUGUAUUUCCUUACUAUCACGUAUUCAAGACUGGCAGCUAGUUUCACUGGUCGUUCAGACAUACUCCCCCCGUGUCUGGAUUCUGGUUCUGUACGUAAAGAACUAAAAAUGUUAAAUCUGCUGUGUUUUUCGGUGUUUAAGUGUUAAGUGCUACGUUUUUGAGUUGAGUCUGAUAAUUAGAGCUCAGAAUUUGGUUUUGCACAAGCUUUGUGUAUUGCACAAAGCAGUGAGGAUCUGGCUUAAUCAAUUGUCUGGCAGAAAUCUGCCUGUGAUCACUGGUGCAUCUGUAAAACACUGUCAGACGGCUCCCUCUGCUUGGAAAGUAUAUUACCAAUAUGUAAGUCACUCGUAAGCAAAAACCUUUAGUGGAUUAUAGAGAAUUUUAGAGACAUGUUUAAAAUAAGAAACCAGAGUUAUCUUUAUUUAAUUCUAGUGUGGUCACACUUGUGUAUUAUGCCAACUACAUUCUGUAUUUUGUAUUCUGUAGGCCACAAAAUGUCAUGUGGUGUGGACUUUUUUUUGUCAUUUAAGAACAUAUAAAUUUCUAACAUAAGAGGCUGCCAACUUUCAACAAUGAUCCAGUGUGCAAAAGCCUCACAGUUUAUAGUACAAGAUUAAUAAAAUUAUAGCUAUAGGCUGCACUAUAAACAUUACAACAGAUCUGUUAGCUCAUUAAAAAUUAGAAACAUACUGCAAAUACCAGUCUUCUAAAAAAAAAAAACUGUUUCCCAGAUUUGUUUGUUUGACAAUCGUGAAGUCAGUAUUGGUGCACUGCAACUCCUUUGGGUCUUACAGACAACUGAACUGUCAAAGCAGGGUCAAUAUGAAUGAAAUUUCUGAACACCAAUCUCUAAUAAAAAUAGCCCAAAACAAUGAAUCUACUGUACUAAGUUGUAGGCUGCAAAAAGAAGACACUUGAUUAAUUCAUUAGUUUUUUAAAAAAAGAUUUAAAUGGUUUGUUUAGUCUAAAUCACUACCAUCCUUCCAAGAGAAGGUUCCAAAAAUAAAAUUACUGUUUGUAGUUGGAUACAAAUAACAUUUCAGGUCAUUUUCACAAUGCCGGAGGUCAUUUAAACAACCAGAAUUUCACGGCUAAUGAUUUAAUUGCACUGAGCCAGUUUAUAUGGGCAGAGGGCGGACAGGAAGUUGCGUUUGGAGGCCAGAUGUCACUGCAGUACUGCACACUUGCAACAAAAUAAACAGAAAACAUUAAAUGGUCUUUAUGAUUGGUAUCUCCUUAAAGUUACUAGAUUGACAAACUAUAUGUAUAGUUCAGCUCCAUAAGCACUGUUUAACCUUAAAGCUUAACAGUUCAAUUUAGGGUUGAGUUGUAAGACAGUAGAUCAUUUAUUAAAAUUAGAAUGACCACCACCGUUAUAGACUACAGCACACUUACCCUCAGCUGGGUCAAAAAACAUUUAUGAAAAAGUGACCUUCUUUUAAACAAACUGCACACUACUGACUUUUUAUAAAAAAUAAUUUGAAUACAAAGUGAUAUAAAGUUAAAAUAUUUUCAUAAUGUGACAAAUUCUAAACACGAUGCUGCUUUUGUGGACGAGAUUUUAAUUUGGAAAUCUGUAAGUUUAUUCAAAUUCCUUUGUAUUUUCUGUAUAUGUGAUACACAAACCUGGAAAGUACAGAAUUUUUGUAAAUAUGGAUCCCUGUAGAGUACUUAGCAUGCAUUUGUAACCUAUUUUUUUCAUAAGCUGUAUUUAGCUGAAAAGGAAUGAUAUUUUUAGCAAGUAAAAAAAACUCAGAUAUAAGACAGGCCACUUUUAGAUGAUUUUGAACAAAAUAAAAUACUUUCUUUGUA
Molecule: messenger RNA, 3650 nt
Organism: Lepisosteus oculatus (spotted gar)
Lineage: Eukaryota; Metazoa; Chordata; Actinopteri; Semionotiformes; Lepisosteidae
Gene: ccdc85ca
Product: coiled-coil domain containing 85C, a
Cellular component (GO): apical junction complex
Source: RefSeq, a predicted model, not a curated record